Anarrhichthys ocellatus (wolf-eel) is the source of this 2200-nucleotide messenger RNA. RefSeq names its product sulfotransferase family 1, cytosolic sulfotransferase 6 (gene sult1st6). Gene Ontology annotation, molecular function: sulfotransferase activity. Bases 625 to 1554 code for a protein of 309 amino acids. The transcript has 7 exons. The record is from RefSeq and is a predicted model, not a curated record. NCBI's taxonomy places the organism in Eukaryota, Metazoa, Chordata, Actinopteri, Perciformes, Anarhichadidae.
UCCACGUCUCUCACAAAAAGUUUAGUUUUCAUCUGUACUCUUUGUGUGAUCAUAGUUUGCCUCUCUGUGGCGUGUAGGGCUCUUGUAAGACCCUCCCUUGUCCCUUCCUCAAAUUACACAGCAAGCAGUUUACAUAUUGUGAGCAAAAGUGGAAUUCAUACGUAACUGGGAAUGUUAUAUAAGGGCACUUAUAGGUCUGCCUGUGCUCGCCUGUGAUCGCCUGUGAUCGCAGACAGACAGGAACCUGGUACAAGCACUCAGACAGCCAGGUUACAAAGAUAGAAAGAGGGGGGAAAGAAACACAUUUUAGAGUGACUGAAGCACUUAGGCUUCAGCUGGGGGUUCAGGACGGAUUCCUUUUUUAGAUGUUGGAGAGGAUUGAGGCUGGAAACCAGAAGACAUCAAGGGGACCGAACCAGUAAAUCAAAUACAAAGCAGGAGGAGAUAGUUGGAAUUCAUUGGUGUAUAAAGGCAAUUCAACAGUGAAUGUUUGACAACGGACCAAAAGCCAGCUGUCAGAGAAGCUGCUGAAGACGGGACGUCAGGAGGAACCACCGUACACAUUUAAAAAAGAACUUUGGCUUCUGGUUCCCGGUCUGCUCGACUAACACGACAGCGUCAGUCAUGUCGAAGGAAAAAGAGUUGUCCUACAGCGAAGCCAUUCAGAGGGCAGGCACCAACAUCUGUCGCUUCCCUCUCAUCCCAGUCAGAGGAAUUCCUCUCAUGAGCUACAUCGCCAACAACUGGGACUCCAUCUGGGCUUUCCGUCCUGACCCCUCAGACCUCCUCAUCGCCACCUACCCCAAAGCAGGGACCACAUGGACCCAGGAGAUAGUUGACCUGCUUCUAAACAACGGAGAUGCUGAGGCCUGCAAACGAGCCCCAACACCCGUCCGCAGUCCUUUCCUAGAGCUCUUCUCCCCACCACCCAUCCCCUCAGGUCUUGAUCAACUGAAAAUAACGGAUCCUCCAAGGAUUAUCAAGACACAUCUUCCUCUUCAGUUGGUGCCUACAGGAUUUUGGGAAAACAAGUGCAAGGUUAUCUACGUGGCACGCAACGCCAAAGACAACCUGGUGAGCUACUUCCACUUUGAUUGUAUGAAUCUGACCCAACCUGAGCCCGGUCCCUGGGAGGGCUACAUUCCCAAAUUCAUGCGAGGAGAGUUGCCAUGGGGCUCCUGGUAUGACCAUGUGAAAGGUUACUGGAUGGAGAGAGAGACGAAGAACAUCCUUUACCUCUUCUAUGAGGACAUGAAAGAGAAUCCUCGGCGUGAGGUGGAGCGCAUCAUGAGGUACCUGGACAUGUCCGUCUCUGAUGAGGUCAUCAGCCGGAUUGUGGAGCUCACGUCCUUCAAGAACAUGAAGGAGAACCCGAUGGCCAACUACUCCUGCGUCCCAGCACCAGUUUUUGAUCAGUCCAUCUCUUCCUUCAUGAGAAAAGGGGAAGUAGGUGACUGGAGAAACCAUUUCACACCCGAGCAAUCGAAGAUGUUUGAUGAAGAUUAUGAAAAGCAAAUGAAGGAUGUCAACAUACCAUUUAGGGACCUUAUCUGACGGAUUUGGGCAUCUUUCCAAACUGAUGGAGCUCUUCAAACCAAAAACAGAUGAACUGACGCUGUGCAGCAGUCCGAAAAUUUGGCACAAGCUGAAUACCAAAGCAAAAAAUUAAUCAUAUAUUUGUUUGAGCCUGUUUAUGUACAAUGUAAUCACUGCACCUCCUGAUGUGUAGAUACAAAGGAAAACCAUCUAAUGUAUGCUUAAAGGAUCAAUGAAGAUGUGUGCCACAAUACAAGUACAUGAGUUUGUAAUCAUCAUUUUAUUGCAGCUUAUCACGUAAACAAUAUAUAAGACCACAAGUGUUGUGACUAAGUGGACAUGCCCAUUUUACGUCAUGAGACUUCCAACAGAGUAUGCUGACUGCAUGGAGCCUAUAGAGUGUUGGCACCUGGAGGCAUGUAGUUUUUCUGCCCAUAUGAAGUCAUUUUGCAACCCUACACCACACUGUACAAAGCCCAGCCAAAGAAGGGAGGCUGCACAAGACACGAGCAACAAAGACUAGAAUAAAAUAAAUGAGCUGGAAAGUCAAUCAUAUGAAAAUGGACAGAGGACACAAAAACACAACAGCUGAGAAUAUCCAAGUUUAACAAAAAAAUCACUUUCACAUACUUUAUUUCUGAGAAUAAAAUCUUAAAUAUUUGAA